GGAGAGCUGAGAGGUUUGGGCGACGUUCUUGAUUUCUCGCCGCCAUGUCGUCCAAAAAGAGCACCGACGAGCGCUUCCUGCGUGUUCAGAAGGACCCUCGCUUCUGGGAAAUGCCCGACAGAGAGCGAAAGGUGAAGAUCGACAAACGCUUCCAGUCGAUGUUUCACGACAAACGCUUCAACGUGAAAUACACGGUGGACAAACGAGGGAAACCCAUCAACCACACCACCACCGAGGACCUGAGACGCUUCUACAAGCUGUCAGACUCAGAGGAGGAGGACGAGGAGGAGGAGGAGAGGAAGAAGAAGAAGAAGGAGGGCAAGAAGAAGAAGAAGAAGAAGCAGGAAGUGAAGGAGAGCGUGACGAAGGUUGAUGAAGAGGAGGAGGAAGAGGAGGAGGAAGGAGUAACGUUGCAGAGCAGAGACGUUAAAAUAGAGCGGCCUGAACGAGGAGUCAGAGUUUAUGAAGAAGGUGAAGGUGAUGAUGACGAUGAUGAGCAGUCUGUAGAGGAAGAUGAGCUGGGAGACAUCGUGUCAGAGGAAGAGGAGGCGGAGGAAGAUGAUGAUGAUGAUGAAGAGGAGGAGAGCGGAUCAGACGAUGAAGAGUCUGAGUCUGGUUUGGAUUCAGGAGACGACAGCGACAGCGGACCGGAUCUGGCUCGAGGAAAAGGAAACAUCGAGACGAGCUCUGAUGAAGACGACGAUGACGAUGUGGACGCCUUCCUGCGGAGAGAGGAAGAGGAGAUCGAACACGACUGGGGAGAACUGUGCAAAGACGCUCCACGCAGCGACGAGGUGUCGACCCGUCUGGCUGUGUGUAACAUGGACUGGGACAGAAUGAAAGCCAAAGAUCUUCUGGCUCUGCUCAACUCCUUCACUCCUAAAGGAGGAGCGGUGCUGUCUGUUAAGAUUUACCCGUCAGAGUUUGGGAAGGAGCGUUUAACGGUGGAGCAGACGCAGGGACCGAUGGAGCUCAAAGCUUUGCCCGAAGACUCCGAGGACGACAACGAGGAGGAGAAAGUGUACAGGGAGAAGAUGCGUGACUAUCAGUUCAAGCGUCUGAAGUAUUUCUACGCGGUGGUCGAGUGCGACUCCGUCAACACGGCGGCGAAGAUCUACGAGGAGUGUGACGGAUACGAGUACGAGAGCAGCUGCUCCAUGCUGGACCUCCGGUUUGUUCCCAGCGACGUGACGUUUGACGACGAGCCCAAAGACGAAGCGACAGACGUGAAUCUGACGGCUUACACUCCCAAACUGUUCACCUCCACCUCUUCCUCCACCUCCAAGGUUCAGCUAACAUGGGACGAGACCGACCACGAACGCGUCACCGCCCUCAACAGGAAGUUCAACAAGAACGAGCUGCUGGACAUGGACUUCAACGCCUACCUGGCUUCCUCCAGCGAAGAGGAGGAGGAGGAGGAAGUGGAAGAGGAAGGAGAGGAAGUGGAAGGAGGCGACGCUGAACGGAGAGAAGAGCCGACCGUCAUCGUCAUGGAGGAAGAGGAAAAGGAAGAAGAGAAGGAGGAAGAGGAGAAACAGACGAAGAAGAGGACGAAGAAGAAGCCGGUGAAGACGAAGAGUGAGGAGCAGAUCUCAAAGUACAGAGAGCUGCUGAAAGGAAUCCAAGACAAAGAGAAAAAGAUCCAGGAAGAUAAAAGCAUGGAGAUGGAAAUCACCUGGGUCCCUGGACUGAAGGAGACGACGGAGCAGCUGGUGAAGAAGAAGAUGGAGGGAAAAGACAAACUGACUCCGUGGGAAGAAUUCCUAGAGAAGAAGAAAGACAAGAAGAAGAAGAAGAAAGCUGACAGGAAACAGGGAGACGAUGAAGACGAGAUCAGUGAUGAUGAUCUUCCUCCAGACGUCGACCUCAACGACCCGUUCUUCUCUGAGGAGCUCGCAGACAUGAAGAAGAAACCAAAGAAGAAGAAGCAGGAUGAGGAAGAGGAGGAGCGGACGGCUGAGGAUGAAGAAGAGCUGGAGAGACAAAAGGCUGAGAUGGCUCUGCUGAUGGAGGACGACGCCUCUGACGUCAAACACAAACACUUUAACUACGAUAAGAUCGUGGAGCAGCAGAAUCUGAGCAAGAAGAAGAAGAAGAAGCUGCAGAAGAAAGGAGAGCAGCCGCAGAACGACGACUUCCAGGUCGACGUCAAAGACCCUCGCUUCCAGUCGAUGUUCACGUCUCACCUCUUCAACCUGGACCCGUCUCACCCGAGCUACAAGAAGACUCGAGCCACGCAGAGCAUCGAGGAGGAGAAGCAGCGCCGCCGCCACCGCCGCGAGGAAGACGAGCAGCAGCACCUUCAUCAUCAGGUCGCCGUCGGCAACGCUGCCCCGAAGACGGCCGAGAGUGAUAAACGGGAGAGAGACUGUGAGGGCUCGGAGAGGAAGGCGAUGGACCCGAGUCUGUCGCUGCUCGUUAAAUCUAUUAAGAGUAAGACGGAGCAGUUUCAGGCUCGCAAGAAACACAAACUCAACUAAGACUGUUUGUAUCAGGGGGUCAAACAUGAGGCCCGGGGGCCACAACCGGACCGCACAGGGGUCCACUCCGGCCCACUUUCCUUCCUUCCUUCCUUCCUUCAUUCCU
Scomber japonicus (chub mackerel) is the source of this 2586-nucleotide messenger RNA. It is a transcript of the gene esf1, whose product is annotated as ESF1, nucleolar pre-rRNA processing protein, homolog (S. cerevisiae). Gene Ontology annotation, cellular component: nucleus. The transcript has 14 exons. The coding region runs from base 45 to 2480 and encodes 811 amino acids. NCBI's taxonomy places the organism in Eukaryota, Metazoa, Chordata, Actinopteri, Scombriformes, Scombridae. Gene Ontology annotation, biological process: rRNA processing. The record is from RefSeq and is a predicted model, not a curated record. Gene Ontology annotation, molecular function: RNA binding.